Molecule: messenger RNA, 2063 nt
Organism: Acanthopagrus latus (yellowfin seabream)
Lineage: Eukaryota; Metazoa; Chordata; Actinopteri; Spariformes; Sparidae
Product: high-affinity choline transporter 1-like
Exons: 8
Coding region: 107-1762 (551 amino acids)
Biological process (GO): acetylcholine biosynthetic process; transmembrane transport; choline transport
Cellular component (GO): plasma membrane
Molecular function (GO): choline:sodium symporter activity
Source: RefSeq, a predicted model, not a curated record
UGGGUGGUGCCUGAACAGAUAGAGACUUGGACGCAGGCCAAGGGAAGACUCUUUAACAGCCAGCGGGAGAAGCAAAGUGUCAGUCAGCUCGCAGUCAUCAUCCACGAUGGCUCUCAAUAUACCAGGUCUGGUGAUGAUGGUCAUCUUCUACCUGCUUGUGUUGGGAAUCGGCAUCUGGGCGUCCGUGAAAUCAAAGAAAAUGGAGAAAAACGCACAGAAUGGACAGGUGGAGGUCUCUUUUUUGGCCAACCGGAGCGUCAGCAUGGUGGUGGGAGUCUUCACAAUGACGGCUACUUGGGUCGGAGGCGCCUUCAUCAUUGGUAUUGCGGAGUCGGUUUACAAUCCCACCAAAGGUCUGACCUGGGCUCUUAUUCCUCUGCAGAUGUCGAUUUCUUUUAUCAUCGGUGGGCUGUUCUUUGCAAAGCCCAUGCGGGAGAACAAUUACGUCAGCAUGAUGGAUCCAUUUCAGAAAAAGUACGGGAGAAAGCUGACGGCGGUUCUCGCCAUCAUCCCGGUCUUAACUGAAGUGAUCUGGAUUCCUGGAUUGCUGAUUUCCUUGGGAGCGACCAUGAGUGUGGUUCUGGAUCUGUCCUUCAGCGUCUGCGUCUGGAUCUCCGCUGCGGUGGCGAUCAUCUACACCUCUCUCGGAGGUCUCUAUUCAGUCGCGUACACCGAUGUCAUCCAGAUAUCACUGGUGCUUCUUAGCUUGUGGCUGUGUGUGCCUUUUGUUCUGACGAGUGGCGUUUACACCGACAUCACCAAGACGGCCUUCAACCACACACAUCAGGCCCCCUGGCUCGGCACGCUGGAGUCUGAUGACGUCGGGAGGUGGAUCGAUAAUUUUCUAGUGAUGAGCGUGGGCAAUUUGGCAAUUCAGGAUUUCCAUCAAAGGACUCUCUCCUCCAGCUCCACCUCCACCGCCAGAAUCAUCUGUUUCGUAGCGUCGGGAGUCGUCAUCAUCACUGGAAUCCCGUCCGUGUUGAUCGGAGCUGUCGCAGCUUCCACAGACUGGAACUCCACCUCGUAUGGUUCCCCCUCUCCAUACGAGCGAGGCGAGGCGUCCAUGGUGUUGCCCAUCAUCCUGCAGCAUUUAACCCCAACCUUCAUUUUCGCGUUUGGCAUCGGAGCCAUCGCUGCAGCGGUGAUGUCCUCCGCUGACUCUUACCUCUUGUCGGCCACCACUAUUUUCACCACCAACAUCUAUCAGACCAUCAGGAGUCAGGCAUCAGAUAAGGAGCUGCAGUGGGUGAUUCGUCUCUCGAUAGUGGUCGCAGGAGUUGUGGGAACUUCUCUCACAGUCCUGGACAACAGCAUCUUGGUGUUCUGGAUCCUGGGUUCAGACUUGUCCUACACCAUUUUAUUCCCACAACUGAUCUGCGUCCUCUUCAUCAAGAUUUCUAACGGUUACGGGGUGAUCGCGGGCUACCUUGUGGCGGUGGUGAUGAGACUGUUGUGCGGGGAGCCGCUGUUCGGCCUCCCCGUCCUCCUACAAUUCCCAGGAUGCACCUUGGAGGACGGCGUUUACGUCCAGCGCUCUCCUGUCAAAACCAUCUGCAUGCUGGCUGCUCUGGUCUCCAUUGUGGUGUUUUCAUGUGUGUCGUCGGUCCUGUUUAACAAGGGGAUCCUUCCUGAGAGGUGGGACGUGUUGAAGGUGAAAUCACAGCCGGCACCAUCACCAGCAGGUCGCACCAAAGAGUGUGAUACUGAAGAUACGGAUGACGACAAAGUCCAAUCUGAACCGAUGCUGGAUACAAAAUGCUAAGUUUUUUAUUCUUUGUUGACUUAACUUCUGGGUUGUGGUGUUACAGUGUGUAAUGAUUGAUCUUUCAUCCAGUUGUAUUGUAAGACACCUCUUAAAUAGGAUUUGCAGUGGGGAUGUAAGUGAAGAACCCUGUAUGGUUCUGGGUAGAAUGUAUGUCUAUAUUUGUUGUAGCCCUUUAACUACCUCACCUAAAUGGGAUGCAGCCAUCGUUAAUGUUAUAAAUUCCACCUGUGAUUUUCCUGCUUCCAAAAAGGUCUGUUCAGGGUGACACUUGACACAAAUAAAGUCAUCAUUUUGUGCA